This is a messenger RNA of Taeniopygia guttata (zebra finch), 2527 nucleotides long. Lineage: Eukaryota; Metazoa; Chordata; Aves; Passeriformes; Estrildidae. The record is from RefSeq and is a predicted model, not a curated record.
AGCGGGAGCGGGCGGCCGUGCCGGUCGUGAGGGGGACGCGGCCGCCAUGUCGGAGCCGGAGGCGGCGGCACCGGGCGGCGGCCCCGGGGCGAAGGGAGCGGCGCUGCCGGAGCCGCCGGGGCCGCUGGAGCUCUGCGGCGCCUGCCGGGAGCGCCUGAGCCCCCGGCGGGAGCCGCGGCUGCUGCCCUGCCUGCACUCCGUGUGCCGCGGCUGCCUGGGGACCGCGCCGGGCGGCGACGCGCAGGCCCUCGAGUGCCCCGUGUGCCACCAGCCGUGUCCCCUGGGUGACAUCAUGGAGAACUUCUUCCUGCAGGACAGCGGGGUGGGCACAGCACCGGCCAGUAAGCAGAGCUGCACCAGCUGCGAGGACAACGCGGCGGCCACCAGCUUCUGCCUGGAGUGCGCCGAGCCGCUGUGCGACACCUGCGUGGAGGCCCACCAGAGGGUCAGGUACACCCGGGAGCACAGCGUGCAGCCCCUGGGCUCUCCGGCCGUUCCCGUUCCCGUUCCCGCAGCGGCGUCUCCGUUCCCGGGGCCGUGCCCGGCGCACCCGUCGCAGCCGCUGUCGCUGUUCUGCAGCGCCUGCGACCGCCUCACCUGCGCAGAGUGUCACCGGGGCCCGCACCGCGCCCACCCCUCGCAGCCGCUGGACGAGGCCAUCCGGCAGCAGCGCUCGGUGCUGGUGGCGCUGCUGCAGCGCCUGGCGGACAAACACGCGGCGGUGCAGCGCUGCGCCAAGGAGCUGCGCGCCUUCAUGCGCGGUCUGUCGGAGGCGCAGCAGCGGCUGCAGGUGGAGGUGAAGCUGGCCGUGCUGCAGGUCAUGCGGGAGCUCAACAAGCGCAGCAAGGCGCUGGUGUGCGACGUGCAGCGCGCGGCCGAGGGGCGGCAGGAGCGGCUGCAGCGGCAGCAGCGCGCGCUGAGCCGGGCGCAGCGGCAGCAGGAGCACGUGCUGCGCUUCGGCGCCCGCGCCCUCGACAGCCCCCAUGGUGCUGCACUGCUGCUCUCCCGGAGGCUGAUCCACUCGCAGCUGCUCCGCGCUCUGGGGGUGCCGCUGGAGCCGCUGGAGCCGCAGGGGGAGAUGAGAUUCCAGUGGGACCCGCAGGGCUGGACCAGGAGCGCCCAGAGCUUCGGUGCCAUCAUUUCGGAGCCGCCCCUCCCCCCCUCGCUGAGCCCUCCCCCCGCCGGCCGCCCCUCCCCCACCGCGCAGGGUCCCCCCACGCUGUCACCUCCCCCCCAGCUGUCACCUCCCCGCCUGGAGCCAGCGGCCACCGAGAGCCCCGAGACCGCCCCCAGCCCUGGAAACGGCGUCACCGGAGGGAGGACGAGGAACCCUGGCAGUUCCCCCCGGGAGGAGAAGUUCGUUAAGACGCUGCUCAUUAAGCGGAGGGGCCCCCCCGGGGCCCAGGACAGCCCCCGGCUCCCCAAGGAGCCGCGGGUGAGUUUGGAGCGUCUGGAGCUGGACCUGGAGCUGGACCCGGCGCAGCCGCCCGUGUUCCGCAUCUUCCCGGGGCCCUCGGAGCAGGAGUUCAGCCUCAUCGUCAUCGAGCAGGGGACAGCGGGGACAGAGGGCACAGAGGGGACAGAGGGGACAGAGGGCACACCGGGGGCAGCGGGGACAGCGGGGACAGCGGGGACAGGAGGGACAGCACAGACGGUGCAGUCACAUGGAGUCCUUCUUGUCAAGGAGGAGCAGCAGGAGUCGCCCAUCGGUGACAUUGGGGACAUUGGGGACAUCAAACCCGUGGGGCUGCUGCCGCCUCCCCCGGGGGAUCCGGGCCCUGUCCUGGGCUCCUCGCCCGGCCCGGGGGUCCCGGGGGUCCCGGGGGUCCCGGGGGUGUCGUGCUGCCGCGUGUGCGGCCAGGCCGGGGCCGUGGUGAUGUGUGACCGCUGCCAGCGCUGCUUCCACCUGCACUGCCACCUGCCCGCGCUGCAGGACGUGCCCAGCCCCGAGUGGACGUGUUUGCUGUGCCAGGAGCUGCCCCCGCCCGUGCCGGAGCCGCCGCUGCAGCCGGAGCCGGGCCCCCCCCUCAAGCUGAGCCCCCAGGACCAGCAGCGCUGCGAGUUCGUCCUGCUGGAGCUGCUGUGCCACGAGCCCUGCCGGCCCCUGCAGCGCCUCUGCAGCUCCCCGGACAGCCGCGACGCCAUGGACCUGACGCUGAUGCGGGCGCGGCUGCAGGAGAAGCUGAGCCCCCACUACUGCAGCCCCGAGGAGUUCGCCCGCGACGGCUGGCGCCUGCUGCGCCAGUUCCACCGCCUCACCGAGGACAAAGCGGACGUCCAGUCCAUCCUGGGGCUGCAGCGCUUCCUGGAGAGCCGCCUCAGCGCCGCCUUCGGGGACCAGAAGUUCUCCCGGCUCCUGCUGGAUCCCGAGGAAGCCCUGGAGGUGCCUCCAGGCUCCUGAUGGCCCCUCCUGGGGGGUGAAAGCCCCCCCCCAGGGGUUUGGGUUCCCCCCGGGACGUGGGGGUGUCCCUGUCCCCCCUUUUCCUGGGGUCACGUGGGAAAAUAAAGCCCUGCCGUGGUCUCCUGG